This is a messenger RNA of Carya illinoinensis, 2931 nucleotides long. RefSeq lists its product as uncharacterized. Gene Ontology annotation, biological process: proteolysis. The record is from RefSeq and is a predicted model, not a curated record. NCBI's taxonomy places the organism in Eukaryota, Viridiplantae, Streptophyta, Magnoliopsida, Fagales, Juglandaceae. The transcript has a single exon. Bases 1 to 2931 code for a protein of 976 amino acids. Gene Ontology annotation, molecular function: aspartic-type endopeptidase activity.
AUGGCGGAUAAAAGUGAGAUCACCAUCGAGCCCCAAGAACUUCGGAAGAGCAAGAGAACGAAAGAGGUAAAUCUAUCUUUGGAAGCUCAUCUUGACGAGAUCAAGAAGACUAUGUCAAAGAUGCUGUCCAAGAUGGAGGAAUGGGAAAAGUCUCACAAGGAAGUGAGCACUUUCAACAACACUAUUGCCAAGAUGGAAGUGGAGGUGGCGGAUGUCAAGGAUCGACUUGACAUUAUGGAGCAAAGUUUGGAAGAGCUAGGAUUGGAGGGCCAAUCCGAGGUGCUUAAGGAAUCCAUACUAAGCAUUGUUAACCCCACUAUCGAGGCACAUUAUGCGAGAAACAUUGCCUUCCAAGAUCGGGUCUUGGGUGAGUUGGCAAGACUCCAGGAGCAAAUGGAGGAACACUGGCUAGGUUUGGAGGAAACCAGGGCCGACUGGGCCAUGUGCAAGCGGGCCGUGGCCAAUGGGAACCUCAACGGGGUUGGGGUGGGAGCUACUCCAAGGGUGGAUACUUCGAAACCAAAGGAAUUUGAUGGCAAGCGGGAUGCCAAAGAGCUAGAUAACUACUUGUGGCAUAUGGAGUGGUAUUUCGAAGCGUUGAAUAUGCAAGACGAGCCAGUUAAGGCACACACUGCCUCCCUCUAUUUUACUAAUCUUGCGGGUACUUGGUUGCGACGUAAGCAUGGCGAGAUAGAGAAAGGCACUUGUACCAUUAAUACGUGGGACGAGUUCAAGCAUGAACUCAAAAGGCAAUUCUACCCUGAGAACGUAGCCCUAAGUGCUCGAAAGAGGAUGAAGGAGUUGAAGCAUACCACUUCCAUCCGUGACUAUGUCGAGGAAUUCUCCUCCCUCAUGCUCCAAAUUUCUAAUAUGAGUGAAGAGGAUCUCCUUUUCAACUUCACUGAUGGUCUUAAACCAUGGGUGGCUCAAGAGCUCAAGCGUCAUACUGUCAAUGACAUCUCUACAGCUCUUACUAUUGCCGAAACCUUGGAGGAGUUUGAGUAUCACAAGAGUAACAACUCUUCUAAACCCAAGACCCCCAAGGAUAACCAUGCCAAAGGUGGAGGAACAAAGGGCUACAAAACUUUAUACCACAAGGAGAAGGGAGAUAAGCCCGAAUACUCAAAGGAGAGGAAACCCAAGGAUGCUUGCUUCCUUUGUAAUGGGCCACAUUGGGCUAGGGAUUGUCCUAAGAGGAAGGCCCUCAAUGCAAUGCUCGAGGAGAAAGAAGUACAAGAUCAAUCACACAUGGGGUGUUUACAACUUCUUAACUCUCUCAAGGCUAACCCCAAGCCAUCCACUAAGGAUAGAUCCUUGAUGUAUGUGGAAGCCGAAAUCAAUGGAAAGAAAACUCAUGCUAUGGUGGAUUCUGGUGCUUCUCAUAACUUCAUCAAGAAGGAAGAGGCUGCUAGGCUUGGAAUCUCACUCGAAAAGGGCCAAGGGUGGCUCAAGGCGGUAAACUCGGAUGCUAAACCGCUUGAUGGCGUGGCUCGAGGUGUGGAGCUACAACUUGGCACAUGGAGAGGUAAGCUUGACUUCUCUGUUGCUCCUAUGGAUGAUUUCAAUAUUGUGCUGGGUAUGGAAUUUUUGAGACAAUUCAACGUGGUAUCACUCCCUCACUACAACUCGGUAUGCAUCCUGGAGGGAGGUCCAUGUAUGGUACCCACUAUGUCCAAACCAAACACUACCCAGCUUCUUUCUGCUAUACAAUUUAAAAAGGGAUGUAAGAAGGGUGAGAUAUCAUACUUGGCUACCUUGGUGGAAGACGAUGUGAAGACUUCCCCCGCACCACCAAAGGAGAUCAUGGAUGUUCUUAUAGAAUAUGAAGAUGUCAUGCCACCCAAGUUACCAAAGAAACUUCCACCUAGGAGGGAGGUGGAUCAUCAAAUUGAGUUGGAACCCAGUGCAAAACCACCCGCAAAGGCACCAUAUCGAAUGUCUCCACCUGAGCUCAAGGAGCUUAGGAGACAACUCAAAGAAUUAUUGGAUGUCGGUUUCAUCCGACCAUCAAAAGCACCUUAUGGAGCCCCGGUACUCUUUCAAAGGAAGCAUGAUGGAUCUCUAAGGUUAUGCAUCGACUAUCGGGCCCUCAACAAGGUAACCAUAAAAAACAAAUACCCUAUUCCUUUGAUUGCCGAUUUGUUUGAUCAACUUGGCCAUGCAAAAUAUUUCUCUAAACUCGACUUGAGAUCGGGGUACUACCAAGUGCGGAUUGCAGAAGGCGACGAGUCAAAGACCACUUGUGUCACUCACUAUGGGGCAUAUGAGUUCCUUGUGAUGCCCUUUGGCCUCACUAAUGCACCCGCUACAUUUUGUACUCUCAUGAACAAGAUUUUCCAUCCUUACCUGGAUCGAUUUGUGGUGGUUUAUCUUGAUGAUAUUGUGAUUUAUAGCACCACUCUUAAGGAGCAUGUUGAACACCUACGAAUUGUGUUCAAAGUCUUGAAGGAAAAUCAACUUUAUGUCAAGAAGGAGAAAUGUUCUUUUGCUAUGGAUAAAGUUCACUUCCUUGGCCACAAGAUUCAUGAUGGGAAACUUAGCAUGGAGGAAGGAAAGGUGAAGGCUAUCAAAGGGUGGGAUCCUCCCACAAGGGUUAUUAAGCUCCGUUCUUUUCUUGGGCUUGUUAACUACUAUCGAAGAUUUAUCAAGGGAUACUCUGCAAGAGCUUUCCCCCUCACUGAUCUACUCAAGAAGAACAACUCAUGGAAGUGGACACCUAAGUGUCAAGAAGACUUUGAAGACUUGAAGAUGGGCAUUAUUGAAGAACUGGUCCUUGCACUACCUGAUUGCACCAAAACCUAUGAGGUACAAACCGAUGCUUCCGACUUUGCCAUUGGGGGUGUUCUUAUGCAAGAGGGACAUCCCAUUGCCUAUGAGAGUCGCAAGCUCAAUGUACUGAAAGGCGAUACACGGUGGAAGAGAAAGAGAUGA